AUGCGCGAUUACCUUGACCCGUCUAAAGUGAGACGCGCGUCUUCGGGCGCGGCUAUGCCUAAUAUUUGUGAGGCUUUAGCAAGGGUAUGCAGCACACGUCGUGAUGUCCAGGAGAUAGCGGCUCCCCACCUGAAAACCAUUUACAACUGGCAUGUCUACCAAGGGAAUAACACAAUCGGACUCGAUGAUAAGGACUCGGCGACAAGGACUGCCACUAGUGUUACGACCGCUCCUAGUGUUGCUACGGCGGCUACUCCAAGUGUUACAACGGCGAGUAUGACUACACCGACUAGUUUUACUUCAUGUCGUCGACUAAGCCCCAUUCGACUUAGCCCACCCGUGGGCAUCCAGGCUUUAUCGCUCCUGCCGAACCACGGCGAAACGUGCAUCACCUGUCAAGAUACCGACUUUGAAAACACCAACGCUGUAGAGGAUCGGUCUCAUGGGAGAUGUCCUAUUCCCCUCAUUGCCCGCGCUGUUACGGUGUUGCUCAAGUCUCUAUCCCGUAUCACUGGGCUUGUCGUAGCGCUCGUUGACAAACCGCCGAAGACUAUCCGCGUUCAGCAACGAGCCCUUAAGGAACUGAAACUCAUUGAAGAAUUCUUUGGCUGCGAAUACAGGCCCUGUGAUCACAUCAGGUACUAUGUAGAUUAA
Gregarina niphandrodes is the source of this 654-nucleotide messenger RNA. RefSeq lists its product as hypothetical. Lineage: Eukaryota; Apicomplexa; Conoidasida; Eugregarinorida; Gregarinidae. The transcript has a single exon. The record is from RefSeq and is a predicted model, not a curated record. Bases 1 to 654 code for a protein of 217 amino acids.